Messenger RNA from Saccostrea cuccullata (small rock oyster), 615 nucleotides. RefSeq names its product small nuclear ribonucleoprotein G-like. Gene Ontology annotation, cellular component: U2-type prespliceosome; U1 snRNP; spliceosomal tri-snRNP complex. Gene Ontology annotation, biological process: spliceosomal snRNP assembly; mRNA splicing, via spliceosome. NCBI's taxonomy places the organism in Eukaryota, Metazoa, Mollusca, Bivalvia, Ostreida, Ostreidae. The record is from RefSeq and is a predicted model, not a curated record. The coding region runs from base 98 to 331 and encodes 77 amino acids. The transcript has 4 exons. Gene Ontology annotation, molecular function: RNA binding.
CUAAGCUUCUCAUCCACAGAGAUUGGACGUAAACAAAGCGAUUUGCCGGUUCUUUUCAGAGAAUUUGUUGAGGGUCCACAAUCGGCAAAAUAUCACAAUGAGCAAAGCCCAUCCACCAGAGCUAAAGAAGUAUAUGGAAAAGAAAAUCAACUUAAAAUUAAAUGGAGGCAGACAAAUCACAGGGAUUUUACGAGGAUAUGACCCCUUUAUGAAUCUGGUGGUGGACGAAUGUAUCGAAGAAACAAAAUUAGGAGAAAAGAACACGAUAGGCAUGGUGGUUGUCCGAGGUAACAGUAUAAUCUUACUGGAAGCUCUGGAUCGGAUUGGAUAGAGCAGGAAACUUGUGUGAUGAUGUCGGGCAGCAGUGAUUGACUGUUUAUAGUGACUUAUAUGUGUGUGUGUGAGAGAGGACUGGAGAACAAUGUGUUCAAAAUGCCCAGGAAACAAGGGACAUGACUGUGUACUGUACAAAAAUAUGUAUAGAGCUGUUUUUAGCAACAUCAAUGUUAAUCAUUCUUGAUCAUGAAAGUAACUUUACUUCAUAUUCCACAACUGUUUCAUUUCUCAUAUUUUUUUUUAAAUUAAAAAAUACAUAUAAACGUAUGUGAAGUCUGA